Messenger RNA from Hibiscus syriacus, 387 nucleotides. RefSeq names its product stigma-specific STIG1-like protein 1. The transcript has a single exon. The record is from RefSeq and is a predicted model, not a curated record. The coding region runs from base 1 to 387 and encodes 128 amino acids. NCBI's taxonomy places the organism in Eukaryota, Viridiplantae, Streptophyta, Magnoliopsida, Malvales, Malvaceae.
AUGGAGUUUUCAAAAAUAAUCGUCGUCACCAUAGCUCUAACCUUUGCCAUCACAAUGGCGGUGGCAGAUCAGUCGCCAUUGCCGUCCACAAGAGUGAGCCGUUUCCUUCAAGCUGCAAACCCCAGAGCGGUGCAGCAUUGCCGGAAAAAUGGCGAGGUUUGCACCGUCCAAGGCAGUGCCACCUCGACUUGCUGCGGCAACAAGUGCAUGGACUUGGCAACGGACGACAACAACUGCGGGGCGUGCAACAUGAAGUGCAAGUACAGGGAGGUUUGUUGCCGAGGAGAGUGCGUCGACAUCGCCUACGAUAAACGGAAUUGCGGCGCUUGCAAUCACCGGUGCCAACCCGGCGAGUUUUGCGUUUAUGGAAUGUGUAACUACGCGUGA